Cucurbita pepo subsp. pepo (vegetable marrow) is the source of this 1030-nucleotide messenger RNA. RefSeq lists its product as uncharacterized. The record is from RefSeq and is a predicted model, not a curated record. Gene Ontology annotation, molecular function: RNA binding. Gene Ontology annotation, cellular component: nucleoplasm. Lineage: Eukaryota; Viridiplantae; Streptophyta; Magnoliopsida; Cucurbitales; Cucurbitaceae.
CAUAAACCAAUCCAUUCCUGUACGGCUCUACCCAAGUCUGCUCCUCCCGCGAUCGCGCGGCUAGACUUGUACGGGGAUGCCUCGCUAUACAAACGAGCCCCCUGCGGUUCGCGUCUAUACGAUUUGCGAUGAGUCAAGGUAUUUGAUUGUGAGAAACGUUCCGGCAUUGGGUUGCGGAGAUGAGCUGCUCAAACUGUUCUCCUCCUAUGGAAACCUUGAAGAGUGUAAACCGAUGGAUGCAGAAGAAUGUGAUGAAUUCACAGACGUUUAUUUUGUCAAAUUUCAUUUGGUCAGCAAUGCCAGGUUUGCUAAAAGAAAAUUGGAUGAGUUUGUUUUCCUUGGUAACCGGCUGCAAGUCUCCUAUGCUCCUGACUUUGAAAGUUUGCUUGAUACAAAGGAAAAGCUAGAAGUUAGGAGACGAGAAGUUUUAGCACGAUUGGAUUCUGGAAGACCAAGAGGAUCUGCCGUUAAUUCAGCAACCACGAAGUUUACAAAUCCUUCUCAUUCUCAUUAUACUCUUGAACAGAAGAACUCUCUUGAAAAGAGGAAUUAUGCAGAUGCAGCACUCAGUUCCAAUCCACAUGUGUCUCAAAUAACAAGAGUUUCCUCUGACCAGGAUUACUUCGCAUCUGAAUCUAUGAAUCAAACUGUGCAUCUCGUCAGGGAAAAGCUUGAUAAGAUUCAAUCAUGCUGCGAACAUCUGGAAGCUGGACCUGUGAGCAAGAGAUCACGUGUGGACAAUAGGAGAAGAAUCUAAUGCUUGCCGACCUUUAUAGAGACGGCUAAUGGGUGGUUCAACGUUGCACCAAAUGCUACUUUGACACAUCACAUAUACGCAGAUUAGCAGUGUGCAAAUUUAACCGUUGAUGUUUUAUUAGAAAGGUGAUUAUUAUUACAAAGUUCUGCAGGGGAGAAUUUUGUUGUCACCACUACUCUAGCCCAUAUUUACAAGCACAUUUGUAAUACUUUUUUUUGUAUAGCUAGCGAUGACUAUUAGAGGGGUAAUGACAAAUAAAUAAUGAAUUUACCA